AUGGUCUGUGAUUCCGCGAAUGACAGAGUUCAGAUAUUGGAACUGAGUGGAGAGUUCAUUACAGAGUUUGGACUUAUGAGCGAUAGGAUUGAAAAUUAUGUUGGACCAAUCUAUACCGCUGUCCUGACUGAUGGUAGGAUAGUACUAGUGUCUAAUUAUUGUGACGACUGCAUCAAGAUAAUUGAAUAAAUACCCUAUAAAAUUGAUAACUUAGGAUGCGCCGGUCAAUACCUGCAAUAUUGUAUACACUUUAUUUCAUAACAUCCCUAAUUUGUUAUCAGCAAUAAAACCAUACCACAGUUAUUUACACACUUGUUCUUCUUGAGAUUAUUUAGUAUACAUAGUUUAUCUCGUAGUUAGAUCUCUUAGUCUAUUUGUCUUUCAAAGAUAGUCUGAUAUACAAUCAACUUCCUUUAUAGCGGAGACUGUGGGGACCUUGAGUCAGAGUGACCUCAUUAGCGAGAAUCCGUAAUAUAUAGAUUUAGCCAGGGCUAAAAGCGAGGCUCCCAUUAAUAAAUUUAUAAUUUAAAUCAAAUAAUAAACUUGUAUUCCACAAUUCAGUUAACUUUAGAGCACAUUCGUGUGACUUUUCAGGGAAAGGCUAAGUGAUUUUACAAAACACAAUUUGCAAACAGCCCAAGAGUGAACCAAAUCUCACAUCGAGUUGAUAGCCUCAUAAGUACACUCAAAAACUGGCAAUCAUCUUCGAUCACAUUUAUUAAGAGCCAUAUUGGCUCUUGAUCACCGUAGAUUAAUUAGGCCUGGAAAAAAAAUUCCGGCCGAAUUUUUUGCGUUCGACAAGUUUAUUUUACAAAAUCUUGCCAACAAAUCUGGGUGCGUGUAAACCAACCUAUUAUAUCAUUUAUACAUCACAUCUGAGGUGAAACAGUACUAUGAGGCACUGUUUCUAUCAUACAGACCUCGGACAACAGAAUGCAGUAUUUCACAAUAUUGCGAUACAAAUUGUUAUUCAGGACGAUCGAAGCACACGUGGGCUUUAGCCGUAAACCGUUGAAAAAAAUUUCAAAAUCAUCUCUACGGCAGGCCGGUUCUGACUUUUACAGUGCUAGCAGUGGCGAGUGUUUGAAUGAACAUUAACAGAGUUACGCUCCAACAUAAUAAAGAAUUUAUUAUGUUUAUUUUUUUAUUUCAAAACGGUUUAACGCGCGGCAUUUUGAGUACUCCGGGCAGCGUUGUUUACUGAACGACUGAAAACAAUCGGCACAACGAUUAAAAUUACAAGAGAGAGUACUAACAAUCAAUAAAAGAAAUAUAAUUCGGUGAAACAUAUACAGAGACGACAAUUUUCAUUCAGGAAGACAAGUAUUAAAGUGUCUCUAAAAAUCGUACGUACGUACUUACGCUCGGUCAAUCACGUGACAACCAAAGGAAAAGAGGUUGACCAUAAUCUAUGGGUAUGGGGCUCUUUCCCACGCGCGCUUCGCGCGCGUGGGAGCCCCGCUAAUAGCUGAAGUGUAUUGCAAUCAAACAUCUCUAAUAUAUUUUAAGAGGGGAUUUAGCUGCUGUCCGUAUUGUCAGGGUGUCCCCAAGGCGAGAGUUGAUUGUAGUGCAUACCACGCGAGCGGAUCAUAGUUCCGUUGAUUGCCCCCGGGGGGCAUGUUACCGAUGUUAUUUCACUGGCUUGGAGACUGCUUGUAGUAUGCUAAAAGAGUAGAAGCCGACUGCAGAAACUGUUCAAUUUGUAUUUCGUGAGAAACAGGCUCUGUUGUCUGUGUAACAACCCUUGUUGGAUUUCGGAUUUUGUAUAAUCAACAUGUACCUAUUGAUUUUUUUUUGACACCUCUAUGCCACGCAUGCUGAAUCUGAUUCUACCGAGGCUACUGAUGAUAGCCUUACUAACCCUCCAUUAAGGGAUAAGGCGAAUAAACCAAAGAGGAAUGCCAGCCGAAGGAAAACGGAUGAUUUGGCCUAACGAACAUUAGACCCUUGUGUUGGGAGUUUGUGAAGCAUAUCUCACGUUGCCUUCUUAAGCGAGGAAUAGGUAGGAGCUACCACCAGGAGCAGGGGGGGGGUGUUGGGGAGAGGUUAGAUACUGCUUGCGCAAAACUUUGCUACUACGCCGCUAACUCAAAACUCUAUUGUCAUCAUACUGCUAAUAGUAAAGAAAAACGAAAAUGUUUCCCAUAUGCUUGCUGCCAUGGAGCAUAAUUUUCGGUAGUUUCCAUAACCGAAGCUUGGAUACGAAGCUCAGAUUGUAGUGAACUUAUCUGCCAGGGUAUAAAUUUGUUAGCAAUCACCGUAGCGACAGAGCCGGUCGUCGGGGGAGGGGUUGGCAUGUAUUCUGACCAAGAUUUGAGCUUUAAAAUCUUGACGGAGCAUAAGUCACAUGAUACAAGUGUUUUUAAAUCACUAUUCGUAGAGAUUUGUUUGAAUAAUGAAAAUAAAUUAACUUUCUUGGAAAAAUUUGAUGAACCAUUAUCCAAAUUAACUAGAAAUGAGAAAAUAUGUUACAUCUGCGGUGAUUUUAACUUAACAUAUUGCAAUUUAAAAACAACUCCAUUACUGCACAGUUCUAGUAUAGGCGAGGGUCGGGAACCGAAGAAGGGAACGAGAGAAGACCCUAGGGAAUCAAUUGUUUGAUCAGCAAAGAUAGCAAGGAAAUCUUCAGGAACGAAUUGCUGCCAUGAAAAAUACACUGUAAGAGUUUCAAGAAUUUUAAAACAUGGCUUACAGGUGAGUGAACAACCAGCGAUGGUUGAUGAAGUUUUGUUGUUAUUGUUCGAUGAUGAUGAUGAUGACGAUUAUCAUGAAUGAUGGUCAUAUUAUAAGUACGAUAGUGACAAAUGAUAUUGUCUACUAUCAGCGCUCCCUACAAAAGCCAAAAAAGAACUGCUAAUCGUAGGUAACAAGCGACAAUGACUAUUUUUUAAUCAAAAUGCGUUGUUUGUGAUCACGUUUGCCUGGCCCCUUUUCCAUUGCAUUAUUCGAAGACGUUAUUUUUUUUUCUUUUAAAAUGUCAUGACUUAGUUGUUGUUUUGUUCGGAAGAGCGACAUUUUCACUCAUGCAUUUGGGUAACUGAAUUGAGAUGAUUAAACAUUGAUUGUCAUCACUUAGAAUGUGGUUUGUUUUUUAUCUAGUUGAACGAAGAAGUUACAGAGAUGGCGCAAAGAAUAAAACAAAAUCGACCACUUGUUGAAGAAGUAGCAGUAUGCAUCCGCGAACUUAUUUACAAAUCUGCAUUAGGAUCUUUUACCUAGCUAGUCGCCGCUUAUAUCAGGUCAGCAAUCGUACUGAGAUAAACGCUCAUUCACAAGGAGAUUAAUUGUGGUGGGUUUCCUUUCUGGUGGCCGGUCGAUGGAGCGGGUCAUCUGUCGCAGACGUUCGCAACAGAAUUGGCGAGGACGUCUUUUCUUGUGGUCUGUACGGCGGGAACAAUUGGCAGGUAUUCUCGGUUUUCACUGUCACGCAAUCAAAAAUAAAAUUGCAAACCAUUCAAUACAGAAAGUCCCGAAUCUAGGAAAUAAAAGAAGAUAAAUAAGCAAAAGGCCUCGCCAAGAAUCAGGUCUGUGCGAUAUUUCAUAUGCGAGAUAUUAGGAAAAACGUUUUACCCAAAUUUACAAAGCUUUGUAUGGCGACGCCAUGUUUGUGUCCCUUUGCGGGGCACAAAUAUGGCCGCCGGAAACCAACAGAAACAUCUGUUUUUGAUUUUUCCUACUAAUGCGUUAAUUCAUCGCUUGAAAAACUCAUAAACUAUUAAAGUGAUAUUUAUUCUGAGACAAAGAAUGUUUAGACAGCAAAAUCUCCCAAAAUUGGUAAUGUUUUUAACCCACAUAAGAGCCGUUGUGGCCGCCAGCUAAAUGCCGCGUCACGCAAAAGCCUAGAAAUUCAAACGUCCUCUAUCGCAAAACGAAGAACCCUUUCGAACCAAAACUCUUUUUAAAUAAAGGUGUUUUGGUGCUGUAAUACCUCAUGAAACUCAGAAACUCAGAAGAAUCGAUAGUUUCUUAGUUUGAAUUUUGGUGACGUCAUGUGAAAACCGAGAAUAGAUAGGAAAGAACUGUUAAAGGACGUUUUUGUCUGUCUUACUCCUUUUGGUGGUGGACAUCGUUUUUGGCUCUCAACUUGAACAUGCCCAUGUCCUCGCAGCUAUAGAAAUAAAGUUCACUACAGUUAAGUGUUAACUGGGAAACCCUCGUGUUGCGAACACCGCUUUUAAUGCGCGACCCCCAGUUUAUUUGCAGGGGAGAAGGGUGGGGGUGGAAAUGCUGCUGAGAGGCUAGGACAUUGUAUUUUGAAUAUUUAAAUUAUGUUCUUGUAAUUAGUCACUCCGAACUUAACAUCGUACAAUCCUUGCAUCGAUACAUUCUUUGUAAGUUUGAAAAGAUAUAUUAAAUAGUAAAUAAUUAUCUUAAACGCCUGGUUGGACUUAAUAUAAUUUAUUAAAAGCAGGGCUAAACCUGUGCUCGGUAUUCAGCCAUUUAUUAGAAAAUCGAGUAGAGGGAAAAUUAGGAAAACUGCGCAAUUUAGCUAAUAGUUACUUUUUUUUUUUUAGUUAUUGAUAGCAACAAUUUUCAAGGCAUCCCGACAUUUGGGGGUCAAGGGCUUUAAUCUCAAUUCCUAGAAAAAUCGGAAGUCCUUUCUCAGAAAACAUGUUAAACAAUGCCUUAUGAUUGGUCCAUGUUGUCUGUUGCCUGAGGGACAAAGGGGGAAUUAACAUGAUAUCCUCUUCGAAAAUAUGAUCAAUAUAUUUAUACUUCAACCCUUUGGGGGCGCUCAAACCUUGUUGAUUCCCUUUGCCAACUUUGCAGAUUCGGUUAUGGAUUUACAAACCUUACUACACAACCUACAUGAAGAAGUAUCCUGUUCUGUGUGUAUGAGCCCGUUCACUGAUCCAAAAAUAUUGCCGUGUUUUCAUACAUUUUGCCUUCGUUGUUUGAACGAGCUUCAGCGAACGAAUGGCAAACUUGGCGAGAUUACCUGCCCGGAAUGUGGCAGAACGUUCCAAGUUACUGGAAGUGGAUAUCCUGAAGACUUGCCGGCCAAUUUUCGAAUGAAUAGUUUGUCGGAUGUCAUGGCUAUUCAAAAAUGCAACAUCGCUGGAGUGAAGUGUGGAAACUGCGAAAAAACAAGCGCCCAAAGUUUCUAUUGCUUUAAAUGUUGCGCCUUCUGGUGCGACGAUUGCAUUGCAGCUCAUAACAUUAUCCGAGUCAAUAAAGACCACAAAGUGCUGGCGAUUAAGGAUUUUCAAGAUCAAGACAUUGAAGACGUGUUAAGGAGGCCAGUAUUUUGCCAAAAGGAACAUCAUGAAAACAAAAAGCUAAAGUUCUUUUGCAAGGACUGUGAAGUUGCCAUUUGUAACACUUGUGUUGUAACACUUCACGAAGGUCACGUCAAAGUGCCUUUGCAAGAUGCUGCCAAUGAACGAAAAUUACGUUUGGAGUCCGUGUUAGAGUCUCAGAAGGUGAAGGCGCUUCGGAAAAGAAAUAUGAUAACUAGACUACAAAGUGAGUGCAAUGAAAUUAAAGAACAGGUCGCUUGCGUGAAAAAAAGCGCACAGAAUCUGGUUGACAAUUUGAUGAGAGUCAUUGAAGCGAAGAAACAAGAAAUUUUUAAAGAGGUGGACGACAAAGCUCAACAGUCCAUCGAGCGUCUUGUAGAGCAACAGUCGGACGUAGAAAACGAAUUACAGCGGAUUGAGACUUCAAUUGAAAAAACCGAAACUUUCCUAAAGCGUAGCACUAAUGCUGAGAUUGUGCACUUUAAUAACACAUUAUUUCAAGAGGAAGUCACUGACGAGGCAGAACUAGUCGUCUGUGACCGUAAGGAUCUUUGCCACUUUGUAUUUUUUGCAAACAAAUCAUUGAUGGCAAAAGCAAACAGUGACGGUGUUGGUUCUUUGAAACAAAUCAUCAGUCAGACUAAAUCCAGCAACUCAAAAGCGGAAGGGGAAGGAAUCUUUGACGUGACUGUUGGACUUGAGGCACAGUUUGUUUUAACAACACGAAACGCUGAGAAUGAACAAUGCUACGAACAGUGUGAUAUCGUUACAGUGGAAAACAGAAAUGAUGACGGCCGUGAAUGUGCCACUGAAACGCAAGUCCAAGAUAACAAAGAUGGCAGCUACAAUAUCAACUACUUUGCCAAAGAAGCAGGAACAUGCCACACAUCAGUGAUGAUAAAUGGAGAACAUGUUAGUGGCAGUCCAUUCACUGUUCAAGUCAAACCCAGACAAUUCAAACCUGUGUUGUCAUUUGGAGGAAAAGGGUCAUCUGCUGGAAUGUUUGAUAGACCUUGUGGUGUGGCGGUGAAUGAACGUAAUGAAAUUGCAGUAACUGAUAUUAGAAAUCAGCGGGUUCAGAUAUUUAGUAGUGAUGGAACUCACUUAAGGUCUUUUGGCAGUAAGGGUGAUCAAGAGGGAGAGUUUUUUCAACCUACUGGUAUAGCUUAUUUAAAUAAUGGGAACAUUGUAGUAGCUGACAGUGAAAACAACCGACUGCAAAUAUUCACUGGGCAGGGGGACUACCUUACUCAAAUUGGAGGUGAUGGAAAUCUUGAUCAUCAGUUUAAUUAUCCAUGGGGUUUAUCUGUAGACAGUGAUGGUAAUAUUAUUGUUGCUGAUUCAGAUAACAAAUUGAUCAAGAUCUUCACUCCAAGCGGCCAGUUUCUUAGAAAGUUUGGCGGAGAAGAUUUAUUAAUUUAUCCCCUUCACUGUAUUCAGAAGGAUCAAUUUUUCAUAGUAUCAGAUGAUGAUGAUCACAGUAUAAAAGUGUUUAAUACAGACGGUGAUUUUCUGUAUAAAUUCGGGAAUGAAGGGAAAGGGGAUGGGGAAUUCAAUAAUCCCCGUUUCUUGUCAGUUGACAAGGCAGGGCACCUGAUGGUAUGUGAUUAUGGAAAUAACAGAGUUCAGGUGUUGGAAUUAAAUGGAAAGUUCAUAACAAAGUUUAAACUAAGGAGUGGGGGAUUACCAGUCUCUACCGCAAUUCUGUCUGAUGGUAGGAUAGUAGUGUCUUGUUAUAGAGACAGUUGCAUUCAGAUAAUUAAAUAA
Molecule: messenger RNA, 7007 nt
Organism: Porites lobata
Lineage: Eukaryota; Metazoa; Cnidaria; Anthozoa; Scleractinia; Poritidae
Source: the annotation of a GenBank genome assembly